Molecule: messenger RNA, 1230 nt
Organism: Symbiodinium natans
Lineage: Eukaryota; Dinophyceae; Suessiales; Symbiodiniaceae
Source: the annotation of a GenBank genome assembly
AUGGCUCCUGAUCAGGUCGAGAAAUGGUUGCGCGGCUUGGGAUCCAUGUUGCCCCGAGAGGCAAUUUCUGCCUUGGUUGAAGAAGUGCAUCGGCAAGGGAUGGACGGAGAGUCUUUCGACGUCUUAAUAGCAAGUCGAGCCAUGCCAGCGCUGGGAGAUGCAGUUCGCCCUGCACACAUGGCAAUGCUUCGGCGAUGCUGGAAUGCUAACAAGCCAUUCGCAUCUUCGUCGAGCAAGCCAUCCCCUUCGCCCGGCAUGACUCCCCAGAGGUUCGCACCGCCUCCACGUGUGAAAGCGGAGAAGGAGACAGACGCAGAUCAUAAUGGCCAGAGCUGCCAACAGCUGCAGAGAGGGCAGCCAGGGCUUGAGCUGCCCGAGCCGCCCGAGCCGCCCGAGCUGGCAGAGCCAGAAGAAGGGCACAUGCCAUUGGAUUGCCUUUCGCCGGAGCAUGCCGAGCCGGAGAAUGGCCUAAAGUCGUCGACUCCUUUGAGCUCUGCCAUGAUGAAGCAGAAGGCUGCGAAGCCUCCACAGGUUCCUCGCCUGGAUCUUUCGUUUCUGCGGAAUAAAGGAAACUCCGAAAGUCUGCUGAAGCACGAGUGGAAGCCGGGCAGGCCGAGUCAGGCAGGCAGCACAACAUCCAGCGCAGAGAUGGUGAAGAGGUCCGGCUUUGCGUCUGCAAGUCCGGAGGACCAGCAGCGAAUAGCAGAGUUUUACGGAUACAGAGACGAGGGGUUCGUGGCCACAAUGACGGGGCUGCGGACGGACCUCAUCCGGCCCCGACUGUACGUGGGCAACAUGGCGGACGACGCAUACUGGCCAAUGCUGAAGAAGUUGGGCAUCACUCACAUAGUCAAUUGCGCUAUAGAGGCACAAAAGGUGUCGCCCGCUUAUGAAUCGCAUGGCAUCCAGUACCUUUUCCUGCCGUGGCAAGAUAGAGAGGAGGAAACGCAGAGCCUGACUCGGCAAAGGUUCCGGAGCCUGAAGGGCGCAACAAAGUACGUGCACGGUGCACUCCAGGACCGGAAAUCUAACAACGUUGUCCUCGUACACUGUGUGCAGGGCCUCUCCAGGAGUGCCGCUUUGGUUUGCGCGUAUCUCAUGGAGUUUGAGGGUCUUGGCUUGGACCGUGCUCUUUCCGAGGUAAAAUCAAAGCACAAAGGAUGCUUGACAUCGCCUCACUGGCAGACAUUGCUGCACAAGUUCAACGCAGAGCUGCUCCGUGGAACCUGA